Oryzias melastigma (Indian medaka) is the source of this 24788-nucleotide messenger RNA. It is a transcript of the gene pclob, whose product is annotated as piccolo presynaptic cytomatrix protein b. The record is from RefSeq and is a predicted model, not a curated record. Gene Ontology annotation, molecular function: structural constituent of presynaptic active zone; metal ion binding; protein binding. NCBI's taxonomy places the organism in Eukaryota, Metazoa, Chordata, Actinopteri, Beloniformes, Adrianichthyidae. The transcript is spliced from 36 exons. Gene Ontology annotation, biological process: presynaptic active zone assembly; protein localization to synapse. The coding region runs from base 527 to 23446 and encodes 7639 amino acids. Gene Ontology annotation, cellular component: axon; GABA-ergic synapse; cytoskeleton of presynaptic active zone.
CCUCAGUUGUCGCCGCACGUGACUUUAGGAGCGGGGGGGGUAUGGGGCGGGAAAUAAAUCGCUUGUCCCUUUAAUUUCAAUUUCCGUGCGUGAUAUUUAUCGUGAUCACCUGUCAGAUGCGGCGCAUGCGCACCGGGGGUGGGAGGCGGAGUGCGGGGCCGUCCGUUCGCUGUGGAGGCUGCCGCUGCCGCUGCCCUGCGCGCGUGCCCCCCAUCCCGCGGCGACAGACGCACGGACUCGGAGCGGGGGUAGAUCAGCGGAGCUGCGGGGAAGAUGGGGACGCCGACGAGCCGCUAACACACGGAAGUCGGAUGUAGAUGCUGAACCUGAGGAGAGCCCUGGGAGCAGCAGCAGCAGCACGAGCAGCAGCAGAGGGGCCAUAGAUGCCCUCUCCACAGGUGCGGCUCCAGCCCACGCCUCUGCUGGAGGUGCAGUGCAGAGGGGAGACGGCAAUACCUCUGACUCUGACAGUACCUUAGAUUCCAGCACUGGUGAGGAGGAGGAGGAGGAGGAAGACGACCCAGCUAUGUUCUCUUCCAAGUUUCUUAGUGGGGCUAACCCCCUGAGUGCUGUGUCUUCGGCUGUGAAUAAGUUUGGCUUGUUCGGAGAUGAUGGAGAGGGAGACAAGAAAGCCCCUCCCCAGCAAGCGAAGAAACUCUCUGGGGAACAGCAGCCUGGAGGAGGUCCUGGCAAAGACUCUCAGCAACAGCAAAGCUCCCAAAAACCCGGCCAGGGACCCUCUAUGCAAAAGUCCCAGCCGGCUUCAAAGCAAGGAUCGCCACAACUGCGGGGAGAUGAGCAGGCUGGACCCAAAAGCAAGCCUGUGGGGCAAGCACAGAGCUCAAAUACAGGGACAGAGCAGCCCAAGGCUCCACCGCAGCAAGGUUCUCCAAAGCCUGGAGGUCAACAACAGGCCACGGCUAAGAGCGGAAUACAAGCAGAAUCUCCAAAGGUGUCACCCAAACCUAACAUGCAGCAAAAAGCUGGUGUGCAGCAAAAAGAUUCUACAAAGACGGGAGCACAAGGGGCAACAAAGGUUGGGGCAGAAGUGGGGAAGCAGCAACAGACUUCAUCUAAGGUGGGACCUCAAAAAGAAGGCAUCAAGCAGCAGCCCUCUGAUAAACAGCAGGAAGUAAAGCGAGCAGGUACACCUGACCUAAAGUCAGCCGGAGCAGCAACCAAAGCCAGAUCUCAGUCAAAAACUCAACCGCUGUGUCCGGUGUGUAAAACAACAGAACUCAAUGUGCACUCCAAGGAGCCGCCGAACCACAGAACGUGCACACAGUGCAAAAGUGAGGUGUGCAGCUUGUGUGGCUUCAGCCCUCCUGACUCUGAUGGUCAGGAGUGGCUUUGUCUUACCUGCCAAGUACAGAGAGCUCAAGGAACGUCUGUGUCGCCAGGGCCUCCUAUGAAAAAACCCCCACCCAACAAAAUCUCAGCUCCACAAAACCAAACUGAACCUGCCAAAAAAGGACCGUCAGCGCCAGGUUCACCUCAGAACGUGCAGUCUAAAUCAACAAGUGGGCCAGCCAAAGAUGGAGCUGCAAAAGCACCAGGAAAUCCAAAACAACCAAGUCCAGCACCUCCUCAGAAAACUACUCCUGACACUCAGAGGAAAGGAAGUUCACAACAACCACAACAGACUAGUCAGACGGGACAAAAACAAGGUAGCGCAGGUAAAGCUCCUCCGCAGGAGUCAGGAGGUUUGUUUGGCUUUGCUAGUGCUAAAAUGGAACCCACAAAGGCAGAAGAUUCAGUGACUGGGAAGAUGUUCGGCUUUGGUUCCUCCAUAUUUAGCUCUGCGUCUACCUUGAUAGCCUCUGCUGUUCAGGACGAAGCUAAAGUCACACCACCAGUUUCUCCUAAAAUGCAGCCCACAAAAGAGACCAAACCGUCGACUGUGCAGGAGUCGGAGCAAGACAGGAAACAGAAACAGCUUCAUCAGACGAAGUCUCCGACUCCAGUGCAGAGCAAAAGUGAAAUCUCUACUCCAGAGGCUCCAAAGACAUCAGUCUCCCCCAGUGCUCCAAAAGGAGGCCAGUCCACCUGUCCCAUAUGCAACAUGGUGCUGAAUGUGGGCUCUAAAAAUCCCCCAAACUACAGCAAGUGUACUGAAUGCAAGGGCAUGGUUUGCAACCAGUGUGGAUUUAACCCCAUGCCAAAUGUCAAAGAGGGAAAGGAGUGGCUUUGCUUAAAUUGUCAAGUGAAACGAGCAGCAGGAGGAAUUGACCCUCAGAAAAAGCCAUCUAUGCCGCUUGAAGUUAAAAAGCCUGAAGCACAGCCUUCGCCGCAAAAGAAACCCACACCGGGCUCCCCUCAAACAAACUUAUCAAUGCGAGCAACACAACCAGUGAAGGACGAAAGAUCAGACAGUCAAAAACAGACUAGCCCAGCUCCUCUUAAGAAAACGCCUCAGGAGAACCAUGAGAAGGGUCCUGAGAAAGGACGAGAUCAGGCAGUUCCAACUACUCAAAUGAAGGAAAAUGUCAAAUCUGAACCAUCUGGAGGCUUGUUUGGUUUUGGUAGCACAAAAAACCAAACUGAUGCUUCAAAGCCUGCUGAGUCUGUGACGGGAAAAAUGUUUGGAUUUGGAUCUUCCAUUUUUAGCUCCGCAUCCACUUUGAUUACAUCAGCAGUUCAGGAUGAAUCUAAAGUGACUCCGCCGGUUUCUCCCAAAAUGUCUCCCAAAAGAGACUCAAAAUCUCCAACGGUGACAAAAAAAGAACCGGAAAAGAAACCCCAGCCAUCGCAGCCACCUCUGGGUCCAUCACAGGGGCUGCCAAAAGAGGGAAAACCUUCAUCUGAAAAGCCAAAGACAACACCAGAUUUGCCAAUUGAACCCAAAGCAAGUCAAUCUACCUGUCCUCUUUGUAAAGUGGAGCUUAAUGUGGGCUCAAAAGACACUCCCAACUACAACACCUGCACUGAGUGCAAAAACACUGUAUGCAACCAGUGUGGGUUUCAGCCCAUGCCAAAUGUUAAAGAGGUGAAGGAAUGGUUAUGUCUCAACUGUCAGAUGCAAAGAGCACUGGGAGCAUCUGAGCCUCCAGGAACCCCCAUGAUGAAACUACAAGCCUCACCUAAUAAAGUCUCCACCCCUAUGAAGAAAGAAACUCCAUCUCAACAAAAAGAAAUUCCAACAUCUGUGAAAUCCAAGGAAAAUUCACCAUCAGGUUCUCCUCAGAGGACUCCCCAGAAAGGCCAGACCACUGAUUCUCAGAAGGUACCAGAUCAAACGAGCUUAGCAGGUUCUCGAAAGAGUAGCACAGCAUCAACGACAGAGCAUCCAACCGGGGGUUUAUUAAACUUCGGUCCUAAAUUUGUGCCUGAUGCUGCAAAAUCUGCCGAAGCUGUAGGUGGCAAAAUGUUUGGAUUUGGAUCGUCUAUCUUCAGUUCUGCCUCCACUUUAUUAACCUCAGCUGUCCAAGAUGGAACCAAAACAACGCCACCAGUCUCGCCCAAAAUGUCACCCGCAAAAGGCGUCAAAACACCUCCAGUUCAGAAACAGGAAGAGAGAAAGGGUGUAGAAGAACGUCAGCAGUCCAAGUCCUCUCCAGUGGGACAAAAGAAAGUAGAAAAAGGACCACUAGAGUCUCUGAAAAAUGCUGCGGGUCAAAAUCCUUCGCAGAAAAGCCCUUCUUCCUGCCCAUUAUGUAAGACUGAGCUUAACAUCGGCUCAAAGGAUCCUCCCAACUUUAACCAAUGCACUGAAUGCAAGAAUACCGUCUGCAACCAAUGUGGAUUUAAUCCAAUGCCAAAUGUGUCUGAGGUGAAAGAAUGGUUAUGCCUGAAUUGUCAGAUGCAAAGAGCUCUCAGUGCAUCUGAACCUCCAGGACCUUCUCUGAAACCAGACGUUGGAGUAAACAAAACAUCACCUUCUGCUAUUCAUAAAAAAAUAGCCUCUCCUAGUCCGGAUGAAAGCUUUAAAACACAUUCGCCGAAAGCCAGUCUUGGGAAAGAAGCUAUAUCACCAGAUCCAGCUCAAAAGAAGUUGAGCUCUGCACCAGGUUCUCCUCAAAUAACAAAAAGUGCAGCAGCACCAUCAGCAUCCAAGGAUACCAAGCAACCACAGAUUGAACCACAGGCGUCUCCGAUUCCCGGUCAAAAAACUGCAACAGAUAUUCAGGUGAAAUUAGGUAAUCAGACACCAACUAAUGAGGCACGCCAACCAGAUCUAAAACCCAGCAAGAGCUCACCUUCGGCACAGCAAGAGCCAAGGAAACCCCCUGUUAUUGGCGGGCAAGAGUUUUCAAAAGCAACUGAAUCACUGAGUGGAAAAAUGUUUGGAUUUGGAUCCUCUAUUUUUAGCUCAGCAUCUAGUUUGAUGUCUGCUGUUCAGGAAGAAUCACGGACUACACCUCCAGGCUCUCGUAAAAUGUCUGCGCCGGCACAAGCUUCUGCCAGGAUUUCCCCUAAAAGUACUCCUCCAAUUUCACCCAAGUCAUCGCCUUCAAGGGGGCCAAAAACGACAUCUGAAAAAGCUGAGCAAGAAAAGAAAUCAGAUGAAGUCCAUCAGAACAAGAAGGACCCUGUUUCUUCACAGCCAGCAAACCUGGGAACAGUCAUUCAAGCAGGUCCUGACAAAGGUCAGAACAGCUGCCCGCUGUGUAAGGUCAAGAUGAACAUCGGCUCCAGCGAACCUCCUAACUACAACACUUGCACUGAAUGCAAGAACACCGUUUGUAACCAAUGUGGAUUCAACCCUAUGCCUUCUGGAGAGGCAAAGGAGUGGCUCUGUCUUACAUGUCAGAUGAAAAGAGCAGUUGGACCUUCUGAGCCUCCAGGACCUCAAAGUAUGAAGUCUCAGCUGUCUUCAAAUAAGGUUCCUGUGUCCACUAAAGAUGAGGCAAAGGAACAGAAAAUGCCUGAGUCAGGAGGGACGCAACUCAAAAAGCAGGUGGCACCCACAGCCAAAACUGACCCUGUUGCAGCUCCACUUAAGAGUGAAAGCCCAACACUGAGUCAGAAAGCAUCACAAGAGAAACCAAAAACAGCUCAAGAGAAACUGCCUGAUCAAGCAAGUCAACAAGGGCGUAAUCAGAGUAUUGUUCCUCCAGGAACACAGACAAAGUUAGGGGGUUUAGUUGAUUCUAAACCUCAGCCUGAAGCUGCAAAAUCCACAGAGUCAGUAAGUGGGAAGAUGUUAGGUUUUGGUUCUUCCAUUUUUAGUUCUGCUUCUACUUUGAUAAACUCAGCAGUUAAGGACCAGCCAAGAACUACUCCACCAGUUUCUCCUAAAAUGACCCCUGCAAGGGAAUCCAAACCUCCUUCUGCCUCGAAAGUUGAACAACAGAAGGAAGUAGAAUCCCCACUUCAGGCAAAGAGCCACCCAUCUGUUGAACCAAAAGCAGAUCAGACUAAGUCGACAGAACAAAAAGGGAAGACAGAGAUAUCAUCUGACGCAAAGACGCUCCUAUCAGAGCACGCCAAAGCAAAUGAAACUCCAGCAGCAUCUCCCAAGUCUAAAGCUGCUGUCCAGUCAUCUGUCGAGCCAGACAAAUCCUGUCCACUCUGUAAGAUAAAACUCAACAUUGGCUCAAAGGACCCACCCAACUACAACACCUGCACUGAAUGCAAGAACACUGUUUGUAACCAGUGUGGAUUUAAUCCUAUGCCAAAUGAAAUGGGGGCUAAAGAAUGGUUGUGUCUGACGUGCCAGAUGCAGCGAGCCAUGGGAGAAGCACAUUCCCCAGGAGUCGCCCCUGUCAAACCUCAGAUUUCAUCAAAAAUCCUAGCAGACAAUACAGAUGGAUCUAAGGUUGAAAGGAAAGACGCAUCAGCACCACAAUCCCCACAAAGAAAACUGUCUGCAGCAGCUCAACCUCCUGUAUCUGAGGUACCUAGCAAGCCAUUGGUUCAGAAACAGGCCAGUCCAGGUCCAUCCCCGAAAAAUGCAAUGGAUCCACAAAAAACAUCUGAUCCCACCAAAUCUCCAGUCCAAUCAAGGCAAAGUGAACACAAACUGAUUGCCACUGCUGCUCCACCAAAAGAGUCUGGCGGCUUCUUUGGCUUUGGUGGUGGUAAAGCCAAGUCUGAUUCUGGAAAGCCAACAGAGUCUGUAACUGGAAAAAUGUUCGGCUUUGGUUCCUCUUUUAUUAGCUCUGCAUCCAACUUGGUCACCUCCACGGUUAAGGACCAGCCUAAGACCACUCCACCAGUUUCUCCAAAAAUGCCCCCUGCAAAAGACAUGAAAUCUCCAGCCCAAGAGAAGAAGAAACCAGAACAACCACAACAGACAAAGGCACCCUCAGUUGUACAGGCCAAGGCAGCUCCAUCAGAACAUCCAAAGACUGGAGAAGCUUCUGUCAAACUAGCCCCUCCUAUCUGUCCUCUCUGUAAGGCUGAACUCAACGUGGGGUCCAAAGAUCCACCUAAUUUCAGCACCUGUGAUGGAUGCAAGAACACUGUGUGCAACCAGUGUGGAUUUAACCUUAUGCAAAAUGAGUCUGAGACAAAAGAGUGGUUGUGUCUGACUUGUCAGAUGCAAAGAGCCCUUUCAGCAACAGAACCAGCUCAGCCUUCACUGGUAAAACCUUUGACAUCAGCCCAAAAAGUGUCCACACCUGCUUCUUUGGAAAAGGCUGCCUCACACAAACAAAUGAAAGGUGAAGCUCGGAAGGAAGGUGGUUCUAAAGAGAAAAAUGAGGACAGUCUAGCACCAAGUGAAGUAUCAAAGAAUGCUGAGAUACUGACAAGUACUUCAGGAUCAUCUGUAACAGACAGCACUGUUGCUUCAAGAUUAACAAAAGGUGAGAAUUCUAGUUUACCACCAACUAAAGACACUCCAGAGAAGGAGCCCAUUGUCGCAGACCAAGCACCCUCCUUGAUCCUGGAUGAUACAGCUUUAAAUGAGAAGAAAGAUACUCCUGGAGAUACGGAUGUAUCUAAAAAGAUAAAAGAUGUGGAUAAAACAAUUUUGAAAUCAGCUGAAAAGGUUGCCAAAUCUGUGGAGAAAGAGCAGGCUCAACAGGCCCAAGUGAACGAGCCACACCCAGCUGAAAGUGCUCCACUGGCAGCACAGCCAGAAAAGGCUAAGAGUCCUCCUCCAGGAGGGAGCCAAGUUAGUAAAGAUCCAAUAGAAUUAGCAAAGCCAGAUGCUUCCCCGGCCGGGCCCAAAGUUCAACAGUCUCUGUGUCCGCUUUGUAAGGUGGAGCUUAAAACAGACUCCAAAAAUCUUCCCAACUUCAACACCUGUACUGACUGCAAAACUACUGUGUGCAACAAGUGUGGAUUUAGUCCACUGACUAAUGUGACAGAGGUGAAGGAAUGGCUCUGUCUUAAUUGCCAGAUGCAGAGAGCACUUGGAGCUUCUGAACCUCCAGGUCUUCCUAUGAUAAAACCACAGGCUCCAAUAAGCAAAGAUGUCCUUGUAACUUCAGAAUCUCCAGCACCCCCAAACUUAAAGACACAGCCUUCAGUAAGCAAAGAAGUCCCUGUAGCUGCAGAACCUCCUGCACGCCCAAAAUUAAAGACACAGCCUUCAGUAAGCAAAGAGGUGCCUGUAUCUGCAGAACCUCCAGCUCUCCCAAAAUUAAAGACACAGCCUUCAGUAAGCAAAGAGGUGCCUGUAUCUGCAGAACCUCCAGCGCCCCCAAAAUUAAAGACACAGCCUUCAAUAACCAAAGAGGUGCCUGUAUCUGCAGAACCUCCAGCGCCCCCAAAAUUAAAGACACAGCCUUCAAUAAGCAAAGAGGUGCCUGUAAGUGCAGAACCUCCAGCUCUCCCAAAAUUAAAGUCACAGCCUUCAACAAGCAAAGAGGUUACUGUAGAACCUCCUAUGUCCCCAAAAGCUAAGACAAAGCCUUUAACAACCAAAGAGGUCCCUGCUACUAUACAACCGCCAGCAUCCCCAGAAAUAAAGGCUGAACCUUCAACAGACAAAGGGGUUCCUGAUACUAAAGACAAGAAAGAAGCUCCAAUUCCAGCUUCUCAGAAAGACAUCCCUCAUUUGAACAAAUUACCUGAUUCUCCUGUAAUACCACCCAAAGAAAUGGCUGUAACAACCCAGAAGACCGCCCCUGCCGCUGCUUCAGUGCUUGACAAAACUGUUUCGGCUGCUGAUACAAAGACCAAGACAAUUCCUUUACAAAAGCCAUCUUCAGAGACUCCCAAAGCAGACACCGCUGCACCUCAGAAACAGGCUUCACAGCUUCCCAAAGAUACCUCUAAGCCUACCGUAACACCAGAUUCAGAGGCUAAAAAGCAAACCUUACCACAGCCUCCAGGAGCUGUUUCCUUAGAUAAACCUGCUUCUCCAUCUAAACAACAAGCUGAAAAACAGUUACCUAAAGCUGGUACUUCUCCAGUUAAGUCUGUGCCACCAUCAGUUCAAGCGGGAAAACAAGAUUCUGGAGGCUUCUUUGGUUUUGGGGGACCUAAAAAACAGCCUGUGCAAACAGGAGAGUCUGUGACGGGAAAGAUGUUUGGCUUUGGGUCAUCUUUCCUAAGCUCUGCGUCCAAUUUGAUAUCAUCAGCUGUCCAAGAUGAAUCUAAAACUACACCACCGAGCCCACGCAAGAUGUCUACAACAGUUUCUCCUAAAGCUACACCUCCAGCUUCUCCAAAAGUAUUGCCCGUGAAGGACACAAAGCCACCUCCUGCGCAAAAGGCUGAAGAGAAACCAGAAAAACCACAACAGGAAAAGAUUCCUUCUAAAGAACAAGUUAAAGUUGACAAAACAUCGUCAGACACUCCUAAAGUAGUGGUAGAUACCAAGGGUCCUUCGAAGACAGAACAGUCUUUCUGUCCACUUUGUAAGAUCAAACUCAAUAUGGACUCGAAAGAUCCUCCUAAUUACAACUCUUGCACGGAAUGCAAGACCACUGUGUGUCUUCAGUGUGGGUUUAAUCCACUCCCGGAUGUGUCAGAGGUAAAGGAAUGGCUUUGCCUAAAUUGUCAGAUGCAGAGAGCCUUGAAAUUGUCUGAGUCUACUGGACCUGCAACACAGAAACCUCAGCACUUGGCCAAUAAUGUUUCUCAACCUCCAUCUGAAUUGAAAGAAAAGCCUGCAGCACUUAAAGGCCCCCAGAAAGACCAAGACAAAGUCACUCCGAAGAAAGAGCCUUUAGAUGCCAAGGCCCCUGUAUCAGCAUCAAUUCAAAAGGAUGUAAUAGCACAACCGGGUGCUGAGUCAAAGACUCCGAUGGUUUCAGAUGCUAAACAAGGGCCUGGUGCCAGGGUGGCUGGCCAACAGCAACAAGUUCAAAAACCAGAUUUAAAGCCAGCUGCUCCAAAACAAGAGCCUAGCAAAGUACCACAGGAACCCAAGAAACCGGUGACUCAGCCUCCAAAAUCUCCAUCAACAUCUCAGCCUCCUAAGCAGGAAUCUGGAAGCUUCUUUGGAUUUGGGGCCCCCAAAACACAACCUGUAGCAGCAAAGUCUUCUGAAUCAGUAACUGGAAAGAUGUUUGGUUUUGGUUCAUCUUUCCUCAGUUCUGCGUCGACAAUGAUAUCUUCAGCUGUUCAAGACGAGCCUAGAGUUACACCUCCUACUCCGAGGAAGAUGUCCACGACAGCUCCCGUCUCUCCUAAAGCAAUGUCGCCUGUUAUGCCUGCUAAGGGCACCAAGCCACCUGAUACAGCUAAAUCAAAGCCACCUCAAGGAACUGAGCUUCCUCAACCAGCUCUGGAAAAAGUAGCCUCGCCAGAAGUGAAAAGAACUUCACCAGAACCCCAAAAAUCCACUAAAGAAGUAAAGGCUCCUCCUAAGGAUGAAUUGUCAACCUGCCCACUUUGCAAAGCUGAGCUCAACAUCGGUUCCAAGGAUCCUCCAAAUUACAACACGUGCACAAAUUGCAAGAACAUCGUAUGCAACCUUUGUGGAUUUAACCCAAUGCCCCACACAGGAGCGAAGGAAUGGCUGUGUUUGACCUGCCAAACGGAAAGAACUUUGACAGGACAGCUGGGAGAUACUGGAAAAUUACCAAUAUCCUCCAAACUAGAGACCCAAGCAGCACCAACUAUGGAAAUGGCAGACAAUAAAACUGCAACUCCAAAAGUAGAGCCGACACCCAAAGCCACAAAACAAGAGCCUUCUCCUGUCCCUAAGAAGUUAGCCCAGGUGGAUCCACUUUUAAAAGAAACAGAACCUGCCAAGCUGAAAUCAACAACUACUGAACCUUCCACAAAAAUUGAACCUAAGUUACCGCUUAGGUCCCUGAAAACAGAGGUUUUACCAGAUCAGGCAGAAAGAAAUUCUUUGCUAGUGUCUAAAGCAGAACCUUCUACUAUGGAAAUAACCCAGAAAGAUGGAAAAGCAUCUUCUGAAGCACAGCAGCAACAAGAUCUCCCAACUGCAAAGAUUGAAACUGACAAAUCUGAGGGAGAAGAGAACAUUAAGAAAGAAAUUACCAAAGUUCAAGACGCGACAUAUGAUCAUGUAGAAUCUGAAGUGCAAAUUGAUGCAGCUAUAACUUCUACUUCUAAAGAAAAGGAAGAUUCAAAAGUACCCAUAUGCCCUGUUGAUUCUGAAGAGGGAGGUUAUGAAGUUCCUGCACAAGCUGAAACAAAUAAAGAAUCCUUGAUCCUUGAAAAUAUCCUUAAGGAAGUAAAGUCUGAUGAACCUUUGAAAACAACAGAGCAUGCACAGAUUUCACUGCAAGCUGAUCUACAUGCAAAAUUAGAAGAAGAGAAGCUAGAAGAGGAAAUGCAACCAGUUGCAGCAGCUGACAGCAAAGAAGUGGAGGAAGAAAUGACUAAAAGGACUUUGAAGUCACAAGUAACACCAUCAGAAAGCAUAUUAGAAAAGGGUCAAGAAGAAACCCCUGGAACAUCUAAAGAGGAGAGGAAAGUCCCUGUAACUGUUGAAAAGAUUCAAAGCAAAUAUUUAGUUGACCCUGGUAAAACAAUUAAGAGCAAACCAAAAACAAAGGAGAAAGACCAUGAUGACGAUCAUCCCCAGAUUUUACCUGUAAUGCAAGAGCUAAAUGAGGAAGAAUCAAAUGAUACACGUAAAGUUGAUGGAAGCAUGGAUGCACCCAUGAUAGUAAAGGAGGCUAAAACUGAGCGAAGGCGCCUAAGUUUCCAAGCAAUGGAGAACAGUGAAAGUGAUCUCACAGCCUCACCCUCCCCUGAACUCCAAAAAAAUAUCAUAAAGGUUAGCACUAUUACAUCAAGUAGUGAGGACAUAAAAACUGAAAGUGCUGACUCAUCUAUAGAAGAUGAUGAGUUUAUUCGCAAGCAGAUAAUUGGUAUGGGAGAUGAUGUGGAAAUGUCCAUAUCAGAGGAUGAGAAAGAAAAAAGUUUAGAAACAGUAGAUGCCGUUGAGGCAGUUGAGCUUGAUAAUGUUUCUGUGACAGUCAAACCUCUCUCUCAAGACACAAAUAAUGAAGAAACACAGGCUACACAAGAACACUUAACAAAAACGGAAACAAUGCCCAAAGCUCCUUUCAAGAAAGCCCUACCAGUUAUACGUCAAAGACAAAGCACUGAUGAAGAAGUAGAAAGCAUAACAGAAUCUCUCUCAAAGGGAUCAUCUAGUAUUCAAGCAUCUAGUUUUACCCCGGGAUCUUCACCGACAUCUGCCUCAUCUCUGGAGGAAGACAGUGAUGGUAGUCCUAGGAAAAUUUGUGGGGAUAAGUUGUAUCAUAAAGGUAAACAUAAACAACCUGCUCAAUCUCUUCCCACUAUUGAAGACUCCUCUGAGGAAGAGAAGAUGAAACCACAUGGUCGACCAAUCUCUCCACAUAGAGAUGCUUCUUCCACAGAAGAUUUAAGAAAAGGCACAGAUGAAAGUCUAAAAACAUCAGAUUCUGACUACUCUGUCAGUGUAGAAUCAGAGACUGAGACAGGAAGAGCUGUACAGAGGGGGCAAAAACCAUCGCCAACAGUCAUACCAUAUUCACCAUCUGAUCCAUUUCAGCUAACUGAGACGGUCACAAAAUCCUUAAAAAGUGCUGAAGAAACAUAUGAAGAAAUCCUACAGAAAGCAAAAGCAAUUCCAGGAGAGAGUCCUGACAUUGAGCCUCUCUAUGGAGGAAUGGCAAUAGAGGACUACCUUUAUGAAUCUUUAGUUGAAGAGCCUGAAAUCAACUUGACUCUAUCUCAAGAGGAAGACCUUCAAAAUGAUUCUGGUUCUCAGUCUCUCAAAAAACUAAGGUCUCCAGAAGAAGUUUAUGAGGAAAUGAUGCAAAAAAAGAAAGAGCUGUUGAUGAUAGAAGAAGAAUUUCAACAGGCUCAGUCUGCCUUGGAACUUUCUUCAUCUGAUGCUUAUCAAAUGCUAUCUGAUGCUCCGCCAGAAGCAGAAACAUGUGUGGUAACCAUGCCUACAGAAGAGAAGCAGACUUAUGAACAAACUGAACUUCCUCAUUUGGCGAUGGACACUUUAAGCGAACUGCCAAUGAAAAAGAAGAAACGACCUGCUCCUCCUCGUCCUUCUGAACCACCUAAGCGAACUGAAGGAACAGUAAUUCCACCAAGCAUUUACAGUGGAUCUAUAAGUUUCGUAAGACCCAUGGUUCCCUUAGAUCCUGCUCUCAGAAAAGCACUAUUCCCAAUUCCAGACCUUAAAAUUACUCAGUGUUCAUCAGGGGAAGAAGAGGAUGAUAGUCUUGUAGAUGAGUAUGCAAUAGGUAUUUCCUCUGACAUUACCCCUAGUGAUGACUCAGAGUCAAAAGAGGAUCAGUCUACUAGUCCGCCUUUGUCUGAAACCAUUGAGAUGGAACCAAUAUGUGUAGUUUGUGAAAUUCCAGAGCCAAAGCCAAUUCCUGCUCCAAUAUCUGCCCCAGAACUUACCACAACACCCUCUCCUGUGUCACCAGUUUCACCACCAACUUCACCAGCCACCUCAGAUUCCAGUUUGGUGUCUAAUGCAACAUCUUCAUCUCCAUUUCAGGCUCAGACACCCCUUUCAUCAGAUUCAACUCCAUUAUCCACACCAACACCUACAACUUCUUUUAAAGACCAGUCACAUGCAGAAAUGGCACCUUUGUUUCCUGAAAAAGUAGCAGCUGUACCAACAAAUGAAAAUGAAAUGUAUGCCCACGGUCCAACAACUGUUGUAGUUGCUAUACCAGAUGUAGUGUCUGAUCCAUCCAAACCAACAACUGAUGCGACUAAAGUAAAGGCUACUAUAAGUCAGGAUAAAACUCUAACUUUCACAGAAACAUGGACUGAGCCACCUGUUGUGGUUCAAAUGCCAGACUUAGUUUCCUCCCCCUCUCAGGUACCAUUUGAUGUCCCAACUGCCUUACAUGUCUCAGUACCAAGUCCAGCACUUGUUGUUGUUUCAGCUCAGUCUGCUACUCAAGUUACAGCUCCAUCUGUUAUUUCCUCAACUUCAACUUUAGUUAGUGGUGUUUCCUCUCCAAUCACCGUAGUGUCAUCCCCUCGGCCUGUCAUAGUCCAGAUGCCUGACCUAGUUUCAACUACUGCUUCAAUUGCUUCACAAACCCCACAGCCAAUCUCUGCCCUUAUAAGUAGCCCAAUUCAAGCCCAAGCUAGAGUGGUGCAUUCUGUCCCUGUGCAAUCCGCCAUUCCUUCAAUGAGCCCAGUUAUGGUCCCUGCAAAAGGUCAUAUUGAUCAGUUACAGCAGUCAGUUCCACCAUCAACUACAGUUAUAAAAAAGAAGGUCCCACCUCCUCCUCCCCCUCGAUCUACUUCAGUAUCAUUAGCAGAGACUACUAAAAACAGAGCUAUGAUAAAGACAAUUGAUGUUACAGCAACUACAUCAUCUCUGGAAACUACAAAUGCUCCCCUGCCAUUGCAGUCUGUAGUUGUAGACAUACAUCCAAGAAUAGAUGCCAUACAACAAGAGGCUGCAUCUGUACCUCAAGUAAUAACUUCAGACAGACAGGAGCAUGUAGUUAUCAAAGUGCCAAGUGUGGAAAACAAGCAUGUGCUUGGGCAGACAACACAAGAUCUGGUUAGUGUAGAAAAUAAAUGCCAGAUAUCUAAUUCUCAUCUUCAAAGUCAAACACCCCCACAACCUGCUCUUGACAUGUCCACUGCAAUAAAAUCAACAGGUCCUGCCCUUCCUUCUAAACCCAGUGUUGGAACAAAACCUUUCAGUGGUGAAGAAGCACUUGUUCUGGAUUCCACUUCAUCAUUAACAUCCGAUCUACCAAAACCAUCAGUGUAUCAGAAGCCAUCUGUUUCUAUUCCAGCCACAUCUAUUGUGGUAACUCCAGCAUCAACAAUAAGUACCAAACCUCCACCACCCAUACCUCCUAAACCUACAUCCAUACCUGCUGGAUUAGUUUUUAGUCACAAGCCAGGAGAGAACAUCAAACCACCACCUCCCCCUGUGGCACCAAAAGCAGCGACAUUGCCCAGGACAAAACAACCUCCAAAUGCUUUGUCACUUAGCCUAACAAGACCUGUGGAGUCCAAGUUGGGUGUUUCAUCUCCAAAGUCCCCUCUAUCUCCUAGACACUCUAAAUGUCUACAAACGUAUGUAGUUAUCACUCUUCCAUCUGAACUGGGUUCACCAACUGAGACCAUAACAGUUCAAGCACCUGUGAGGCGAGGCUCCAUCCCAUCUUCGACAGUGUCUGUUGUACCAACCAUCUUAUCAGAGCAUAAAACACCUGCUGACGUGUUUACAUCACAGGCUACAGUUAGGAGGGCCUCUGUUCCUUCUGUAAAACAGCCACCAUCAAAUACUGUGGCCCCAAAUGUGGCAACGGAGCAAGUAAUAAACUCUAAGGAAAUGGAGGUCAAAUUGCAAGCAAGGACAAAAUCGCUAUCAUCUACUGUGCAGCCACAACUUCCUUUGGUUGAUACUGUAUCAAAGUCAUCACCCCAAGACACUUCUAUUCAAGCACACCGUGUACCUUCACCAAUAAAGAGACCAUAUGUACAGGAAGAACUGACAAGUACCCCACCACAAUCAACUCCCCCAACAAUGCCAGAGGCUAUCACAAUGCCAGUAGAUUUAGAUUUAUUUAAUCAACAACAGAGUCAAGCUUCUUCAAAAAAUGAGCCUACACCAUUCUCUCCUCAAGAGUCAAGUAGAGUUGCAGAAACUGAAACAAUACCUCAGCUAAACUUAGUGGAAGAGGCAUAUUCUCCAACAGCAAAACUAGUGACAGCUGUGCAGCCACAAUAUCUGACAGAAGUUGUUACUAUACCAUUGCAGCCAUCAGUACUUUCAGACACUUUAGUUCUACAGAGUAAUGUAGUUCAAGGGGACACAAAUGUUGCUACCCCUGAAAUUCUAUUACAAAAACAAUUCACAGCAGAAAAUCAGGAUAUGCCUACUCAUGUGAUUGUUACAGAAGAUUUUCAAGUAAGAUCCCAAGUACAAGAAGACAAUCGCAUACUCACAGAAAAGCCAUUUACAGCAGUUAAACCUACACAGCCAGAGGUGAUGACAGAUUUUAACAAUGCUAGCAUAAUUUCCGAUUUUUCAUCUGCACCACAAUUUAUUCAGUCAUUUGAAAAUCAAUCUUUAGUGCCAGAGCAAGUUUGUACACAGCAUUCACAUCUAAUUUCAGAGGAAGCCAUGCACCUUACUGAGGCUGAAAUUCCCACACAGGCCAUUUCAAUUGACUCUAGCCCGGAAACAUUUGAGGUAGAGGUGGUAUAUACACCAUAUCCUCCUCAAAACAUUGCAUCUGAAAUUACACCAACACCUAUCGUAACUGAGUUAUUCAUUCAGCCUACAUUUGAUGAGGUAUUGAUCCCAACAGCUGCUGAGAUGGCCCCGACAUCUCUCACUAUGGAGGUACAACAAGAUUCAAGACAUCCAAGUGGGGAUUCUUUUGCCUAUAUUGCAGAUAAUGACAAAAUGACUUCAUUGUCAAUGAUACCACAUGCAGUCCCUCUGCAAGAGGUCAUAACAAUGAAGCCUGAACUGGAAAUGCCGACAAAGCUUAUAGCAAAAGAAACGGAUCCAAGAACAGCUUCAGUGCCAUCAUCUGAACUGCAACAUCAGACUAUGGUAGACAUGCCAGUCCUUAAACAUGAGGAGACUACCUAUACUAGGAGGACAUCAAUAUCAUCUAUGUUACAGCCAUCAUACGUAUUGUCUGAUGGAUCUACCUGCCCUGCUGAAUAUGAAAUACCUACACAAGUUAUUACCACUGAGGCCUUUGCAUCAAAUAGGAGAGAAUCCUUAACAAUUCAACCACCACUACCAUUUGCACAAGUAGCAAAUAUAACUGCAGAAAAAGAUAUCCCUAUAGAUAACUAUACUUCCCAAGCUCCUUACUUUAGUGAGGUUGUUCCUAAUAUUGAUCAUGAACUACAGGAAUUAAGCUAUUCUGUUGAAUAUGAUCACCCUGCAGAGAUAAUGACUACUGAGGCAUUUGCCAGGAGAACCUCAGUGCCCCCUGUGCGGGAAAUUUCACAGGUUGUACCUGUGGUUCCAGUUACUAUUACUAAAAUUCAACAAGAAUCAAUAGAAAGCCAAGAAAUCAGAGGACCAGAAAAGGUUGUCUCAAGUAUGAGUCACAUGUAUUCUUCAAUUUCUACCUCAGCCCAACCUCCUAAAAGUUUACCCAGCAUGGUUACUCAAGUGGUUACCACAGAAGUCCAAAGGACCACAGUUUCUGUUGUGCAUGAGAGACUUCCGCAGGCUUCCCCAUCAAGUGUAGAAAUCACAAUACAACCAGACUUUUCAAAAGUUCAAUCUCUGUCUAAACAAAAUGGCAAGAUAUUCUAUCCUAGUGAUGUCAUUGAUUUACGAACCGUCAAGGAUGGUAUAAAGAUGACAGAGCAAGGCAUGGACCUAACUUCUGAGUCAGACCGACUGUCUUUUUCAAGUGACUCAAGCGGACGUCAAAUCACAGCUGUUCAGCCUGAGAUAGUAAACCUAAGUGCAGAGGUUACUCCCGUAACAACACUCUCUGUUGUUACAGACAGCAUCACAAUAGUUACAUGCACAGCCACUGUUGCUUCAUACAAUACCCCAGCAGAAAAACCACUUGAUUUGCAAGGCCCAGUUACCUCAUUACCACUGCCUCUUACUACAUACAAACCAUUUGAACCAUUAGCACAGAUUGUGUACAGGCCUGUAAAGCCUCAGCCCAUUGUAAAAGCUGUACUAUCGACAGACCAGGAGACUCCCAUCAAUCUCUCUUUUGAAAAUAUUGUUUCCAGUGGAGGAAAAGUGCCAGAAAUGUCUGCUCCCAUUAGUGUUAGCAGUGAAGGUGUUAUUCCCUUAGAGGCAACAGGAGCCAUGGAUUUGUCAAACUACAGACCAUUGAGAAGUAUGGUGGCUUUGUCUGGUACAAGUCCAGGAGUGGUGACUACUGUUGUAGAGGAUGAUGGAAUUCCAGUGGAUCUUACAGCUAACAGGCGGAGUGUGUGCUGUGAUGUAAUUUACAAGCUACCAUUUACAGGAAUCUGCAAAACACAAUCUGCAGUUACUACCCAGCCGGACAGCAAUUUUGGAAACCGAGAAGACCAAUAUCAAAAUGUUAAUACUGGACUAUAUGACAUCAAAGGAACUUAUGGCAUCAAAACACCAGGCUCUGAAAUAAAUCUUACACAGGGAGGAAGAUCUCUGUAUGAUCUCAAGAAUAAUUACGACUACCUCGGCAGAUCUUCAGACGAUGCUGUAGACCUUACUGCUGCCAAGUUUUCUACAGGUGAAGCUCUGGACUACACAAGCAAAGCUGCCAGAGUCCACACUGCCACAAUCCCUGCUGCAUACUCCCAGGAUGCCACUGAUGGAUUUUCUGUAUACAGUACUCUCAAAGCCUCUGAUGGACUAGUUUAUUCUUCAGUAGCAGCACCUGUUCUCUCUACUUGUGCAAUCACAACUCAGCCAGGCUCCAUCUUUAGUGCUGCAAUAACACCAACAUCAGCAGUCCAUUAUCACUCACUAUUAAACCCAUAUGACUUUAUUCCUGUUGCAAACCCAGGACAGAUUAUACCCUAUGAUACAGGUCUGCCUAAGGAGCUUUUACCAACAGCUUUAGCUGAUAUCUUAACUGGCUAUCCAGAAAUGUAUUCAGACACAACAUUAGAGGCAAUAGCUGCUUCACUAGAUGCGUUAGCAUCUUCCCCAAUGUUCCCGGGAUUAGACAACACUAAGAUGGCCCAGUACCAAAUGGAGAGGGAAUUUUUGGAACUAGAGAAGCUUAAACAGUUAUGCCUUGCUGAGGAACUAGAAUGGGAAAGGCAGGAAAUCCAGCGAUACCGGGAACAAGAACAACUAAUGGUCCAAAGGGAACUUGAGGAACUUCAGGCUCUGAAACAGCAGCUUCUCCUGCAGCAGGAAGAGGAGCACCACGCUCACAUGGUGGCCCAACAGGAGACCUAUGCUCAGCAAAAAGAACAAUUGCAACAAAUCCAGCAACUUCAGUUGCAACUCCAGCGGCAACUAGAUGAACACUAUGGUACCACCAGUAAAACAAACCUUUUAGAAGCUAAAUAUGCAGGAGUAGGAGAUAGUGGUCAGUAUUGGCCUGUCAAAGAUGAGUCUACAGCUCCAGCUUCAGUAACACUUGCAGAGGACAACCAGUUUAGACAAGUGAAGCUUCAAACUAGUCAAGACAUUGGAAAGAAAAUACCUGAUAGUGGAUUGCAGACAGAUGAUGAAGACUCUGGAGAGAAGCAACAUGUCGGAAGAAGAAAGAAGAGUAAAAGAAAUAUUGAUACCUCAGCUCAAACCGAUGAUGAGGAGGACCAAGAUGAGUGGGAUGCUCCAAGCAAAUCUCGGCGACGAACUCGAAAGCACAGCAGUGAAGGAAAACAUGGCUCUAAGGUGUCGAGUAUUGCAAUCCAGACUGUGGCAGAGAUAUCUGUCCAGACUGACCACUCUGGGACUAUCAAACGACCCAAUGUACAAAUGGAUACCAAAGUAGAAAUUAUCAAGCAUAUAUCAGCUCCAGAAAACUCCCAUAAAGGGGGUAGCUUGAGCUGUCAGACUGACUCAGACAGAAGACUAAUGCCCAUUGAAGUGGGCUACAGCACCCAACUAACAGCUGAGGUCCCCUCUAGGUCAAAAGUCCUUUAUUCUCAAGUCUCCCCCCUGUCUCCAGAGAAGUCAUACGGAGGACAGAGAAUGCUUACUGCUGACCCAACAAGAUUUUCUUCUGCCCCCCGUAUACUGAAAAGUGGUCAAAAGUCUCUAUCUGAUCCAAAGUCCCUCAGCCCUUCCACAGAAGACAGGAUGGGUGGAUACUAUGCUGAUAGCUAUUCUAGCCGAAGCACUUCCUCUGGCACAGGUAAGAAAGUCAAGCGGACACUGCCAGAGCCCCCUCCUGAAGAUGACCCUUUAUCAGGCAGGUCGAGCUACAGCACCAACUCUGCUCGUCGACGCCUUGCCCGUAGUACAACAAUGGCCCGUGCAAAGAUUUUGCAAGAUAUAGACAAGGAGCUUGACCUAGUGGAGAGGGAAUCCUCUAAACUUCGCAAGAAACAAGCUGAGCUAGAUGAGGAAGAAAAGGAGAUUGAUGCCAAGUUGCGGUAUUUGGAGAUGGGUAUAAACCGCAGGAAGGAAGCCUUAUUGAAGGAAAGAGAGAAGAGAGAGAGGGCCUAUCUCCAAGGGGUGGCAGAGGAAAGAGACUACAUGUCAGACAGUGAAAUUGGUAACAUUAGAGAGGCCAGGGGAGAUGGUCUUGAAAGGCCACGAACGGCUCCCCAGUCAGAAUUUGACCAAUUUAUCCCUCCACAAACGGAGGCUGAUUCCCAGUACAACACACUUACUAGUCCUUACUCUCCCUAUGGUCAGUAUGUUUCUCAGACUCCAACUACCAGCCAGUACUCCCAGCCAAGUGUAUAUCAGCAGCAGUCCCUUUACCAUCAACAAGUGUCUCCUUACCCAACCUUAUCACUCUCUCAUGGUCAGCCUGGUAGUUACCAGCAUGCUCUACUGUUACAGCAAGGAAAACAUAGACAAACCGCAAUGUCUGAUUUGGAGUCUAAAAUUACCUCCAACUAUGAAGUGAUACGCAACCAACCUCUGCUUAUUGUACCAACCUCCACAGAGAGUGGCUACGGAGUGGCUCAGUUGGGGAGCAAGUAUGGCACCUUAGAUUUACGGGUAGGAUUAGAGGAAAGAAGCAUGGCCUCUAGUCCCAUGUCCAGCAUUUCUGCUGAUUCCUUUUAUGCUGACAUUGACCACCACAAUGCUAGGAAUUAUGUGCUGAUAGAGGACAUAGGUGAGCUCACAAAGCCGUCAACAGGGCUUGGCAAUACUACCAUGGGUUCUGGAUUUACACUUCCUGAUAAGGAAUUGGCCAAGGCAGACCGACUACUCAGGGCAGCAGACAUCAGGCGCACAGCAGAGGUGGCGGAUUUUUUAGGCUCAUCUCGUUAUGGUAAAGGAGAAGAUGACAGCAUGGAGGAACCUUAUGAGCUGAAGCUGCUGAAGCAGCAAAUAAAGCAAGAGUUCAGACGAGGAACUGAAGGACUAGAACACUUAACAGGCCUGAGCUCAACUCAAUAUGCCCAUAGUGAUAGUAGUUUUCGACACUUCCCUAAAGGAGAAAAAUAUAGCAUUGGCAGGCUUACUCUUGAAAAACAGGCUGCAAAACAACUUCCAGCAGCUAUGCUUUACCAGAAACAGAUGAAGAACAAAAAAGCCUUAAUUGACCCCAAGGCUAUCACAAAAUUUUCCCCAAUUCAGGAGAGUAGGGACCUUGAGCCAGAAUUUGGUAGCUACAUGGGAUCUGGGACUUCCUCUGUGUCCAGUCUGGCAGCUAGGGCUAGGCUACUACAGGAUGAAAUUACAUUUGGACUGAGAAAAAACUUAUCUGAGCAGCAGAAGUAUUUGGGCUCUUCCCUUGGGGCCAACCUCUCUGGUUCUCUAAACCUUGGGCACUCUCUUGGUCUGGGAUCCAAUAUCAGGAGCAUUGCUCAGGAUGAUGGUACGUAUCCAAGUGGAACACGUUCUCGUCCCUCCUCUCGACCUUCGUCCCGCCCCUCCUCUGUCUAUGGUUUGGAUUUAUCUAUCAAAAGAGACCUGUCCAGUUCCUCACUUAGACUGAAAACAGACAGUGAGACUUUGGAUACAGCAUUUGCUCCUGGAGUCACUAGAGCAAAGCCUACCAGUUUACCUAUCAGCCAGAGCCGGGGUCGCAUCCCCAUCAUUGCUCAGAACUCUGAGGAGGAAAGCCCUCUGAGCCCGGUGGGGCAGCCGAUGGGUAUGGCUCGAGCUUCUGCAGGUCCCCUCCCACCCAUAUCUGCAGACUCAAGGGACCAAUUUGGGUCUAGCCAUUCUCUUCCAGAAGUACAGCAACACAUGAGGGAAGAAUCUCGGACACGUGGCUAUGAUCGAGACAUUGCAUUCAUCAUGGAUGACCUGCAAGGCGCCAUGUCUGAUAGUGAAGCUGGAGGCCAAAACUGGAAUAUAGAAGCCUACCACCUGCGGAGAGAGGACACCGACUGGUUUGACAAACCAAGGGAAGGACAUCCUCAAAGUGGGCACAUGUCAGAUCCGAGACAGGUUAAGCUGGUCCCCUAUGCCUUUCCCCACACUCGCAUCAAGCUCAAAAGAGACAUGAAAGACACCAGUGUAUCAGGAAAUGGACUCGGGAUCCGUGUGGUGGGAGGGAAGCAGAUUCCAGGAGGUCGUGGAGAGAUUGGAGCCUACAUUGCCAAUGUUAUCCCUGGUGGUGUGGCAGAACAGAUGGGAAAAGUUGUUGAAGGAAUGCAGGUGCUGGAGUGGAAUGGAAUCCCUCUGACAGGAAAAACUUACGAAGAGGUGCAAUGCAUCAUGGGUCAGCCAUGUGCAGAGGCGGAGCUCUGCCUUAGACUUGACCUGAACAUGCUGUCUGACCCUGAGCAACCACAAGCCCUGGAGUACCACGUCCAGCUAAAGACAGGUGGCCAGCGUUCCCCAGGGGUGGACCCUAAGCAGCUAGCUGCAGAGCUGCAGAAGGUGUCCCAGCAGCAAGGCCCUGGUUUGACUGGGACCGGACCAGGUGGGUUGGGAGUCCUCUCAGCCCUGGAGCGUUCUGCCCUUCUGCACUCUGGUCCGGGGUCAGCUGCCUCCAGUGGGGUCCCAAGCCCAGGCCAGCCUGCAUCCCCAGCCAUCAACAAAAAACAGCGACACAAGCCAACAGAUGAGCCGAAGACACGUCCCCCCAUCACUGGUGAAAUUCAGCUACAAAUCAACUAUGACAGAAACUUAGGAAACUUGAUCGUCCACGUCCUGCAGGCCAGAAACCUGGCCCCCCGGGAGCAUGACGGCUACUCUGAUCCUUUUGUGAAGGUCUACCUUUUACCUGGGAGAGGCCAAGUCAUGGUAGUCCAGAAUGCAAGUGCCGAUAACAAAAGGAGGACCAAGUAUGCCCAGAAGACUCUGAACCCUGAAUGGAACCAGACUGUUAUCUACAAAAACAUUCAUUUGGAACAGCUGAAGAAAAAGACUCUGGAGGUGACGGUGUGGGACUACGACAAAUCUUCCUCCAACGACUUUCUUGGAGAAGUUCUGAUCGACUUGUCAAACACAGCUCAGCUGGACAACACGCCCCGCUGGCUGCCCCUGAAGGAGCAGAGUGAAAGCAUUGAACACAGCAGGGCCCACCAUGCCACUCAAGCUCCGCCGGGCUCUGGUGCCGGUCAGGGCCACGGUCAGGGACACAGCCAAGGCCAUCCGUCGGGGUCAGGGCAGGGGCAUGGAAUGGGAGAGAGUCAAACUUUGGGGCAGGGAGACGGGAUUCACGACUCACCCAAAAACUCUGUGAUUAAGAGUAGAAGCCAUGGAAUCUUCCCUGACCCGGCCAAAGACAUGCAAAUGAUGCCUUUGGAAAAGUCACACAGCAGCCCCGGCAGCUCCAAGUCUUCCUCUGAUGGUCAGCUGCGCUCCCAUGGCCCCUCCCGGAGCCAAAGCAAGAGCAGCGUCACUCAGGCCCACCUCGAGGAUGCUGGGAUAGCUAUUGCUGCCGCAGAAGCUGCGGUGAAGCAGUCCCGCCUGCAACCAAGACCAGGACACCGGCUGGGUGAUGUGUCAGGAUCAGUGGUGCUGUCUGCUCCCAGUCUUGUUGGAGACACCUAUGGAGAUCUGGAUGGGGAUGAAGAGGCAGGCACCGGAGUGGACAGUGCCAUUUUUCAAGUGCCACACAUUGGCAAAACCAUUCCCAACGGUACAGACAAAAACCAGCAAAUCACUCCAGAAAAUGAAGGUGGUAAAACACAAGUGAUGGGGGAAAUCAAAGUUGCUCUGAAGAAAGAGGUGAAGACAGAAGGGGACCAGCUCGUCUUGGAGAUUCUUCAAUGCAGAAACAUCACUUACAAGUUCAAAAGUCCGGAUCACUUGCCAGACCUGUAUGUGAAGUUGUAUGUGGUGAACGUGGCCACUCAGAAGAGGAUCAUUAAGAAGAAGACAAGAGUUUGUCGUCACGACAGGGAGCCGUCCUUCAACGAGACCUUUAGAUUUCCCCUGAAUCCAACUGGACACGCCAUACAGCUUUUCCUGGUGUCAAACGGGGGGAAGUUUGUGAAGAAGACCUUGAUCGGGGAAGCUUACAUCUGGCUUGAUAAGGUGGACAUGAGGAAGAGAGUGGUCAGCUGGCACAAGCUGUUUGUCAGCUCCACUCAGACCAACCCCUGAGCUCCACACCAGACCCACGUAGCAGAGUGGAUGAAGACAAAGGGAAUUCUGGGAUGAUGGCAUUGCAAUUGUACGAACCAACACUGCCGGCUCACAGCAACCUCUCUGAUUCCACAUAUCUGCGUUAUAUCAACUUUACUCGGACGCCAACAUGCAAACACCAAGGAAAGUGAAGAUUCUGUUUCCUGUAGUGGCUCUAAAUCCACCAAACACUAUUGUUUUGAUGCUGCAUGACCGAUCUAACAUAUCUGUGAGAGGAAAACAUGGAAAAAUAAGAAACUAAAGUCAAUCAUUUAUGUAUGUAAUCCAUACAAGAAGCACUGUUGUGAUGUUUGUGGACAUCAGUGGUCUUGGUAUAGUUUAGCAUAAUGAAAAAUAAUAAUUUUUGUAUUAUAGUUUGGUUUCUUUUAAAGUAUUAUUGAAAAAAAUGGCCAAUAUCAGCCAGACUUUGCAAAGAAAUAAAGAUUAAAUGUACAGCACUGACUGUAGAUAUCCCACGUGGAGAUUACAGAGCAUAUCAAUGAACUGUACAGUGUGAUAUUUAUAUAGAAUAAAAUGAAAUGAGAUGCAAAAUAUAUCUAGAUACAAUAUAGAGCAUAGAACUUGUCAAUAGAUUAUAUAGCAGAAGAUAUGGAAAACGUUUAUUGACAGAUUGGGGUUGUGGAUGGUGCACCGACAAUCCAGAAAACGAAGGGAUUAGCAGUCCUUCUAUCUGUGUAUGUGGAUUUAUGUGAGAUCAAGGUUGGUCAUAAUCACGUCUAAUUGCUUCUUUUUUUUACGAUCACACCAAUCCACCCUCUCAAUGAGCAGAAAUUGAGCAUUCAGAGGCAGAUGAGUGUGCGUAACUGUGUGGGGUUACAAGAAUUUAGAAGCCCGACAGCACACGCUGUGUUGAACGGUCACAACAUUUUCAAAACCAGGUGUUUCUUUAUGUGGGGCCCUUUGUGUUCUGGCAUUGUUGCUGUUAGCAUGUAAUUCUCAGAAGUCGUUUCCAAACCACGUGUAGUUCUGCAGCUGUUGUUGUCUGUGUGACAGCCCUGCUGUCUGUGUGUUAGUGUUGCCCUCUGGUCUCUGUUUAACCUGGAAGAAAUUCAAAAAAACAAACAAAAAAAAGAAGUGGAGGGUCCUCUAUGUUUCUAACUGUGCUGUGAAAUGCUAGAUGAUUUUGUGUCACUUAUUCCCGUAAAACACAGGGAACCAGCAUCCAUCACUGCCCGUCAUCCAGAUUUUCUCUCAGGCUCGCUCGGGUUUCAGUAGAGGACACGGGGCCAAGUGCUAGUCAUGACAUGUGCGCAGCAGAAAUAUGGUUUCGCUUGAUGUUUUGCCACCAUACAUACAAUAU